GAAAGAGAAGAUGGCAAGUACUUCUGCAAAAUCUUUCCACAUUCGUUCCACUAGCUUUCCCUCAAAGUCCCAUCCAAACUUUGCCAGAGUCCAGGAGUGCCUUCAUCUGGUUAAGGUAUGGGAAGCCUGCCCAUCAAGGAAAGCACAGUUUGUAACCAGACUUGGGCACCUCAAGGACCUUUACGCCUCUGUCAAUGCCUUCCUGCAGCUCCCCCUCACUCAACAGGCUCUCUGUGGCAAAGAGAGUUUGGUGAGGGAGUUGAUGGAUGAUUUCCUCGGCUUAAUGGAUGCCUGCGGCAUGCUGAAGGACUCAUUGCUGCACAUGAGGGAGCAACACCAAUCCCUUCGAUCCAUGCUGCGAAGAGGCGACUCUGGUUUGGAAGCUGGCAUCUGUGCAUACCAGUGCAGCAGGAAGAGGAUGAAGAAGGACAUGGACAAGUGCCUCAGACUGCUCAGAAGUGUAGAGAAGCAUGCUUCCUCAUCCAGUGACAACCUUGAUGUGGUUGAUCAAGUCUUCAAGGAUGUGAGAGCUGCAACGAUUUCUAUCUUCAUCCACUUAAGUUCAAUAUUUUCUGCGAAAAAGGCAACACAGUCCAUCUUUUCAAGGUUAUUGAGUUCCAAGAACCGUGACGCAGAAGCUGAUGAAGAUGGAGUUAGUGAAAUAGAAAAGGCAGAUAUAACUAUAUUUAAACUCCAUGACAAGCCAUCCAAGACCGUAAGUCAGGAAGAUGCCCGAGAUGCACAAAGGCAGAUGGAAGCAUUGGAUGUCAGCUUGAUGGAAACAGAGGUGGAAUUAGAGGAUGUCUUGAGAUGUAUGAUCCAAGCCAAAGUCUCCCUCCUCAACAUCGUCGCUGGGUGUUGAGUUCCACACUUUGUCCAUCUAACCAUCUGAUCUUUAGCAUCCGCAUUUUACAGGAUUGCUAAGAAUCCAGAUUGUCAAUUUUGUACAAUUAUAAAUACAUGAACAUAUAUCAAUAUAAAGUGAAAUAUGUUUCUCUUA
This is a messenger RNA of Nymphaea colorata (pocket water lily), 1000 nucleotides long. RefSeq lists its product as uncharacterized. Gene Ontology annotation, biological process: root development; shoot system development. The transcript has a single exon. Bases 11 to 862 code for a protein of 283 amino acids. Lineage: Eukaryota; Viridiplantae; Streptophyta; Magnoliopsida; Nymphaeales; Nymphaeaceae. The record is from RefSeq and is a predicted model, not a curated record.